This is a messenger RNA of Caenorhabditis elegans, 1158 nucleotides long. It is a transcript of the gene R74.7, whose product is annotated as Putative tRNA (cytidine(32)/guanosine(34)-2'-O)-methyltransferase. The record is from RefSeq and is marked reviewed. Gene Ontology annotation, cellular component: cytoplasm. Gene Ontology annotation, biological process: tRNA processing; cytoplasmic translation; tRNA methylation. Gene Ontology annotation, molecular function: tRNA methyltransferase activity; S-adenosylmethionine-dependent methyltransferase activity; methyltransferase activity. The transcript is spliced from 5 exons. NCBI's taxonomy places the organism in Eukaryota, Metazoa, Nematoda, Chromadorea, Rhabditida, Rhabditidae. The coding region runs from base 10 to 1023 and encodes 337 amino acids.
CUUUAAAUAAUGGGAAAAACAUCUCGUGACAAAAGGGACAUUUACUAUCGUCUGGCAAAGGAGAACAAAUGGCGAGCACGGAGUGCAUUCAAAUUGAUGCAGAUUGAUGAUGAAUUUCAGAUUCUGAAAGGAGUCCGUCGAGCUGUAGAUUUGUGUGCAGCACCUGGAAGUUGGUCACAAGUGCUAUCGAAAAGGUUAUACGAGGAAGAUCAAGAGGCAAAAAUUGUUGCGAUUGAUCUUCAGCCGAUGGCACCGAUUCCAGGAGUUAUUCAACUUCAAGGAGAUAUUACUUCCGUUGAUACAGCUAAUCAGGUCAUCAAACACUUUUCCGGAGAAAAAUCAGAUAUUGUGAUUUGCGACGGAGCCCCAGAUGUAACCGGAAUUCAUUCUCUGGACGAAUUCAUGCAAGCCGAACUAAUCCUCGCUGCCUUCAACAUCACAAGUCACGUUCUCAAAGAAGGCGGCAACUUUCUCGCGAAAAUUUUCCGAUCCCGAAACUCCUCUCUUCUCUAUGCACAAAUGAAGAAGUAUUUUAAAAAAGUAUAUCUAGCCAAACCACGAAGUUCCCGUCAAUCCAGUUGUGAAGCUUUUGUCCUGUGUCUCGACUAUUCACCGCCCGAGGGAUUUGUUCCAACAAUGGGAAAGACUUCAUUAGACGCAACUGAUGCUUCUGCUAUUUCACCUGAUAUUAUCGAUGGAUUCGUGACUUGUGGCGAUCUAAGUGGAUGGGACAGCGAGAAGUCUUAUCCGUUGGAUAUUGAUGCUUGUUUUCCCAAAGGAGAGAUUGAUGAAGAGCAGAAAAAACGAUACGAGUUCAAAGACGUCGUUCAGCCACCAACAGAUCCUGCCUACAAAGCAGCUCUCGAUAAGAAGAAAAGUGGAGUUUUUGCAAAAAUGUCUGCAGAUUUGAACAGACAGCUGAAAGCUGAACUUAGUCGUGGAAAGGAUCAGAAGAAGACUCCAGCAGAGAAUGUUCCAAGCGUAGAAGAAUUGGAGAAAGCUGCUGAAAAAUUUCAACUAUAAUUUGGUUAUUUUUGUUCUCAUUGUCAGUUAAUUGAUUUUUUUUCACUUUUUUCGAGUCUCAUUAUUAGUAUUUGUUUUGCUUGUUUUUAAAGUUUUCAAUUUCCAUGAUCCCUCAACAAUGAAUUAUUCGAUUUU